Saccostrea cuccullata (small rock oyster) is the source of this 2525-nucleotide messenger RNA. RefSeq names its product flotillin-2-like. The record is from RefSeq and is a predicted model, not a curated record. Gene Ontology annotation, biological process: regulation of myoblast differentiation; protein localization to plasma membrane. Lineage: Eukaryota; Metazoa; Mollusca; Bivalvia; Ostreida; Ostreidae. Gene Ontology annotation, cellular component: flotillin complex; plasma membrane; cytoplasmic vesicle. The transcript is spliced from 9 exons. Bases 110 to 1384 code for a protein of 424 amino acids.
UUUCGGUUCGACAUUUACUUUGCGCGACCCGAUUUCACAAUAACCAAAAUAUUGUCAGUUACAUUGCUUAAUAGUCUCAUCUUGAGCAAUACCUCGAAGAUUGUCGAAGAUGGGGAACAUAAACACUGUUGGACCAAAUGAAGCACUAAUUAUUUCAGGAGGAUGCUGUGGCUCCCAGGGGAGGAAAACCAUUGUUGGAGGAUGGGGCUGGUCAUGGUGUUUAGUGACCGAUGUUCAGAGGAUAUCCUUAGAGGUCAUGACCUUGAACCCUGUGUGUGAGAGUGUAGAGACCUCUGAGGGUGUGCCAGUUACUGUGACAGGGGUCGCCCAGGUCAAGAUCAUGAAGGAACCCGAGCUUCUGAAGACUGCCUGUGAACAGUUCCUGGGGAAAAGUGUCCAUCAUGUUGAAUCAGUCAUUCUGCAGACAUUAGAGGGUCAUCUCAGGUCAAUUCUUGGUACUUUGACUGUGGAGGCAAUUUACCAGGACAGAGAUCAGUUUGCUCAGCUGGUGAGAGAGGUUGCUUCCCCUGAUGUGGGUAAGAUGGGGAUUGAAAUUCUGAGCUUUACCAUCAAAGACAUCAGUGAUAGAGUGGAGUACCUGACGUCACUUGGACGAGCCCAGACUGCCAAUGUUAAGAGAGACGCUGAUAUUGGUGUAGCAGAGGCUAACAGGGAUGCUGGAAUUAGGGAGGCAGAGUGUGACAAACAGCUGAUGGACACCAAGUUCCAGGCAGACACAAAGAUUGCCGACUCUUCUAGACAGUACCAGAUGAUGAAGGCCUCGUUUGAUAUGGAGGUCAACGCAAAGAAAGCUGAGGCGGAGUUGGCUUAUCAGCUGCAGGGAGCGCGUGAGAGACAGAGGAUCCGCCAGGAGGAGAUUGAGAUAGAGGUGGUGGAGAGGAGGAAGCUGAUCGACGUGGAGGAGAAGGAAAUCCUCAGGAAGGAGAAGGAACUGAUCGCCACCGUCAAACGACCAGCAGAGGCCCAGGCCUACAAGGUGGAACAGCUGGCCGAAGGUCAAAGGAGACAGACAGUGGAGGUGGCACACGCCGAGGCUGAGAGAAUCCGUCUGAUUGGUGGAUCGGAGGCAGGUGCUAUUGAGUGUGUGGGUAAAGCAGAGGCAGAGAAGAUGAGACUGAAGGCCUCGGCCUACAAACAAUAUGGAGAAGCCGCCAUGUUAUCCCUGGUUCUGCAGACUCUGCCAAAGAUUGCUGCUGAGGUGUCGGCCCCUCUUGCUAAGACAGAUGAGAUAGUGAUGGUUGGAGACGACAGAACUACCAGUGAAGUGAGUCGACUGGUGAGCCAGCUACCUCCUGCUGUACAAGCCCUCACAGGAGUGGAUCUCUCUAAGGUUGUGGGUAAAAUCCCAGGUGCCACAUCAUAGAAGUUGUGUGUUUCUGAAUCCCUGCAUGCAUGACAAUGGGGCAAUUAACAAAGACCCAUUGUGGACAUCGUGUUACUGUGUAGAUUUCUUUUUUACACACACUGACAGUCCAUCGAUUAACCGCUAGCAGCAUAUUUAAACAGUCAUAUUGUCUGCAUAACUACACAUAUUCAUCAUAAGGGCUUUAGUAAACUUGUGUUAAAAUUAUAUUUCCAUUAAUUCUAUACUAGUCAUUAAAAGUUUUUUUUAUUAAUUUAUGGGAUUAAUUUCUUAAAGAAAUGACUUCAAAACAUCUGCCUUAUGAAUCGGGGUGUGCUCAAUUGUUUUUUAGUGUGGUGGUAAAUUUUUGAUUUAUUUUACGAAGGGUUAGUGAAAUAACGGAAGAACUAAAUACAUGUUCAUGUAGGUAGAGAGGAAUGUACAUGUUAAUGUAUACUAAGCAUAAUGCUGCUUAUACUCCAGUGAAAUCGUUCCAUACAAGCUGCUAACCAGGGCUUUGGUAUGAGAUGUAAAUCAGUACUGGCAGCUAUUGUCCUAUUUUAACUAAUUCUUUGUUGUUUUUUACUUUGUCUUAGUACAUUACUGUACUUGUAUUUUAAACACUUGUAUUUUUGAUGUACUGUUUGAGCAUUACUUGGUUUUUAAGAGUAACAGUUCAUAUGAAAUAAGCACUUUUUUGUCAAUUUGAAAACUAUGAAUUUAACAUAUCCAACACAAUGAUAAUAUAUUCAGCACAGUCCUAUAGAUAGAUGUAUUUGUUUCCAUACACUGUGAUACCUGGAUUUAUCACUUAAAAAUCGAAAUUAUGUUAAAUCAAUAGCUUGAAAAUUAUGGAUUCUGGACAUUUUGUUUUAACAGAUUCCUUCUUAAUAUCCACUGAACAAAAACCUUUUCAGGGGGUAUUUUUAAAAUAAAAUCUUUUUAUGAUCCAAAACCAUUACAUUUUAUUUGUUAUCAGGCAAUUAUUUGUCCAUUGUAUAGAUACCCACCUACAUGUGUAGAUCAUACUAGAUUUAUCUGUGUAUGUUGUAACUUAAGCAAUAUUAUUUAGCAAACCAUAAUACUAUUGCAUAUUUAUAAUGGUAUUCAUUGUACUCAUUAGCAUACCUUUCAAAUAAAGUUUUAUGAAAUGUGAAUACAA